Messenger RNA from Penicillium brasilianum, 726 nucleotides. NCBI's taxonomy places the organism in Eukaryota, Fungi, Ascomycota, Eurotiomycetes, Eurotiales, Aspergillaceae. The record is from the annotation of a GenBank genome assembly.
AUGGGCUUCAGGCUGCGAGAUUUCUUCAGCGGUGAACAUGAUCGUCAUCAAAUCCCACAUCCUUCGACAGUUGGUGAACGGUGGCCUCAAAUUUGGAGCAAUCUCCAAUGUUUGACUCUACCAGGGAAUCCUAAAAUGAAUUUCGAAAGCUCUUGCCAAUGUUCAACAGAAGCAUUGAAGAUUCGGUCGGAGCUUCAAAAUGUGCAUGCCGUUGUCAAUGUUGAAACCAUCCUGAACGUGAUCCAUCGAGUCUGCACUCAGGGGAGCAACAUGGUUCUUUGUAAAGUUUGCGUCAAGAACCCGCAAUCUUCUAUUGUGGCUCUACCAGCUCUGUCAGAAAAAUGUUUACCACUCCUCGAGGCGCUGUGUUCUGCGUACGAUAUCUCCACUCAACCCGGGUUCUUCGACUCGGCUAUGCUAGCCUUUGAGCAGCCACCAUCACCGUUCAUCUGCAUUCGCAGUAAAGUCAUGAUGGGGAAGACGGAGCUUGACGAGGGCGAGUCUCGACUACUGGUCCGAACAGUGCUGGGACGAAGUGUGGUGAGGCUCGUGCACCUGAUGGAGGGAUUGAAGGGAAUCUUCUUGGUCAUGUCUAAAAGCUGCCACGUGUCUCACAACGGUACCUCCACUUUGCGCGCAUGUGAAUUGUCUGUAGAGACUACUAUCAGCCGGUUGGCGGUACUGAUGCAAAUACUCGAGGGCGAUGGUGAUCAUAUACCGAUUUAA